Molecule: messenger RNA, 3202 nt
Organism: Danio rerio (zebrafish)
Lineage: Eukaryota; Metazoa; Chordata; Actinopteri; Cypriniformes; Danionidae
Source: RefSeq, a predicted model, not a curated record
GUUAUUUGAAGCACUGGUUUGGACUCAAACCCUGAUUUUUGUGUGUAUAAAGAAAGUGAAGUAUGACUACGCUAAUUUUGCAUUUUGCCUUUGACCCUCAUGUGCCGCCGUAGUUUAGAGUCCGGAAGCAUCAUGGCUAUCGGGAAGCCAAAAACUCUGUGCCAUAAACAAAUUGGAAUGCCUCAUAAUUUUCUGUAGUAUUGUAGUCUUUGCGGAGUGAAGUAUUAAUCAUCUUCAGUAAUACUCAAAAAUGUCAGGCCAGGAGAAAUCAGACAAGAGUGUGGACAUGUGGUCCUUCCUCCGCUGUCUGGGAUAUCUCUCCAGCUUCAACUUACUGGUAGCCGUGUGCCUGGGAAUGUACGUACGAUGGGAGCAGACCUCGGAGCCCAUGAUUCUGGUCCUCUUCAUCUUGGGUUUGUUCGUUUCGGCCAUCGCCUGCAUCCUCUACUACUACUUCUCAAUGGAGUCUGCCAGUUUAAGUCUCUUCCACCUGUGGUUCGGCUUCCUCCAGGGUCUCCUGUGCUUCCUGAACAGCCCGUCUCUAGAGGAUGAAAUAAAAGAGCAGGUCACAAACUACCUGUUGCUUUCUAGUGUUUCAAUCCGGACGCUCUGGGCGUUAACAGAACGCCUGUGUGCUAAUCCUAAAUACAAACCAGUUGUGAUCACUUCGUCCGAGCUUCUAGAGCUUCUGGGAUUUGGGGUUGCCAGCAUCAGCUUGGUUUUUGAUAAAUCUCUAGCCAUGAUUGCUUUAACGUUUGCAUUAACCGCCCUCAUUAUAGACCUCCGCAUGAAGUCACCCUUGGCUCUACCUAAUCUAGCCUGCUUUUCCGUGAUCGCCGCCGUUACUUUUUUCCAGUCCUUAAAAAUCCAAACAAACCCCUUCGCGCUCAGCUGCUACCUGGGACGGCUUAUCUGCGAGCCCCUUUUGGACGUUUACUUCAGCAGCUUGACUGCAACAGAGCGCUGGAAGCAGUUUCUCUCCGCCGGCCGCCUGUGGAGGAGGUUUUCUCUAUUUCCGCUGGCACUCGUUGAGCUGUUGUUUUUUGUGGUCUGUGCCUUUAAAUUGGGUAACCUGAAAGACUGGUAUCUGGUCAUACCUGGCUUCUGCAUCUUUGGCCUCUUGUGGAUCCUCUGCCACAUGGUUUUCCUCGUCACACUGUGGUGCUUCCACACCAAGCUAAGCGAGUGUCAGAAAAUGUGGGCAGCGCAACGCUUACAAACGCUCAAUUUGGACAGGAUCAUGGCCUCCAGGGGCAUGCGGCACUUCUGCCUCAUCUCUGAGCGGCUCGUGCUCUUCUGCCUGAUGUCCACCAUCAUCCUUGGGGCUGUUUCGUGGCAGGUCGCUAAUGGACUCUUCAUGAGUGUGUUUUUAGUGGUCCUGCCACUGGAGUCUCUGGCUCAUGGGCUCUUCCAUGAACUGGGCAACGGUUUGGGAGGCACCUGCGUUGGAUAUGCGGUGGUAAUUCCCACUUGCUACAGCAGUGCUGAUGGUCAACCGGUGCUGUUGCCUCCAGGACAAGUUCAGGAAUUGCACUCCACAUCUACUUUGAAUGCAGUGCAGCGACUCUUCUCCCAUCACCUUAUCCAGACGUUCGGGUGUGACUAUUCCACCAGUCUAAGCCUCGAGACCCUGCUUGUCAAGCUGCGCUCCUUUUUGGAGCUCUGCACCGCUGAAGGCCCGAGGCACGACACUUAUAUUUUAUACUACAGCGGCCACACGCUUCCCAGCGGAGACUGGACUCUUGCAGGUGGCGAUUACUUGCGCAUGAAGCAGAUCCUUGAUAUGUGGCGGGAACAGAAUUCCAGCUUUUCCUCCCGCCUUAUUCUGGUCCUGGACACCGAGAACUCCGCUCCGUGGGUGAAGGCGGUGCGCAAAGUGGAAGGGAUGUAUGUGGCAGUACAGGGAGCCAAAUUAAGCCCCGUCCAGGAUGCUGAAGGCCAGGAUGCCCCACGUUUGGGAGACUUCACUUCUGAGUGGGUGAAAUACAACUGCGAUCCUGAAAGUGGCGUCCAGUGGUCUGAGAGAGGAAGGGUCAUAUCGGCUAUAUAUGGAGUCUCCAAACCCUGGAGCGACUAUGCCCUUCACCUGCCCACCGGGAGCGAUGUGGCCAAGCACUGGAAAACACACUUCCCCAAAACCACAUAUCCAUUGGUGGCUGUAGCAAACUGGUGCUGCGGACUCAACCUCCUAUGGCUGUGCAGUGUGUGUUUGCGCUGCGUCAGGAGACUCAAACUCUCAUGGUUUCCUCCCAGCAUACUUGACACAGGGCAGGGUAUUAAACUAGUCCGAUCAUAGGAGACCAACUGGUUCAGAUCCAUUUAUAUGAUGUGUAUAUACAACACCAUUUAUAUUUUCUAUACAUGGGGGGGGGGGGGGGGGGGGGGGGGUAUUGUUUAUGAGUUAAGUGCUCUGAAAUGUUUACUUUAAGCGGACAACUCAAUCCUGCUCCUAGCAAUUGAUGUCUUGUUUUAGAUCAGGGUUUCCCAAGCCUUUUCCUGGAGCCACACUAACAGUACAUAUUUUGGAUGUCUCCCUUAUCUGACCCAUUCAUUUCAGGUUUUGGAGUCUUCUCUAAUGCUCUUAUGAGUUGAUUGAGGUGUGUUUGAUUAGGGAGAGGUUAAAAAUGUGUAAUGUUGGUGUGCCUUUAGGAACAGGCUUGGGAAACACUGCUUUAGAUUGCACCUGCUUUUCUAAUAUAUCCAAAUGCCUUGGUUCUAAAGUUUAAUUUGAGUUAGGACUAAGCCUUAUGGUUUUGUCUGCCAUGAUUGAACACUAUCGUCAUAGGAUUACUUUUUCUGUUUAUCUAUGUGCCCUUUAUACGCCAUAUAGCCACUUAAAAUCUGUGCUACUAAAGAAAAGCAUUUGCACAGUGUUAAGACUAUCAGUGCCUUGUUAAUUUAUUAACUUUUAAGUGGGUUCUUUGUAUUCGGGUGACAUUUGUAUUGCAAUAUACGCAGUCAAAGUAAAAUAAGGACUCUAAUUGUACCUAUAGAUGGUUUUGCUUGUUUUUUUUUUUUUUUUUGUAUAAGCUGAUCUGAUUUACUUGUUACUUAUGCCCUCUACAAAAGCAAUUGUUUAAUCGUUAUCAUGCCAUGAUUUUGUUUUGCACCUUCUUUCCCUCUCUUUUAUUUUUUCAAGGGUUUCUUUUUUUAAUUCUUGAUCAACAGACCAGCGUCCUUUAUUAAAGACAGUUUAAAAUAA